Molecule: messenger RNA, 2033 nt
Organism: Scomber scombrus (Atlantic mackerel)
Lineage: Eukaryota; Metazoa; Chordata; Actinopteri; Scombriformes; Scombridae
Product: growth arrest-specific protein 1-like
Exons: 1
Coding region: 396-1172 (258 amino acids)
Biological process (GO): regulation of cell cycle
Source: RefSeq, a predicted model, not a curated record
UGGAUGCGGGCUGGAAGUGCAAGCGGAUGAUAGACUUUAGGGAGAACUUUUGAGUUUGGGAAAUAAGUCUUUACAUAUUUUUUGAACAUGUUUAUGAUUACGUUUACUCGUCUGUGUGGUUACUAAAGGACAGACACACACGCAUCAAACUCCCUGUUUCGGACUGCAUCUGGCGAAACCCUGAUACUCUGAAGCAACGUUGAAACUUUUCAGGACUGGCUCAUUAUGGCCAUCCUUGAUCAGCUGUUGCUUUUUAAUGGCACCUUGGUGACUCCAAGUCACAAACUAUGACAUGAUAUGAAAUCAUCAAGGAGUAGCCCAGUUUUGAAGCAGCGUGAUGGAAUUAUAGAAGCACAUAUGAAGUCUGACAUUUUUAAGAUUCAUUCUUUGUGGAAAUGGCAAGCUGUGCCAUAUUGAUGGGGCGCACACUAGUUUUGAUAUGCAGUGUAUUCCUCCUAAUCAUCGGUCUGUGUGUUGGAUCCCCUAACCACAGCCGCCGGCUGGUCUGCUGGAAAGCCAUCCUGAAGUGCCAUGGAGAGCCAGAGUGCCAUUACGCUUACGAUCAGUACCUUUAUGCCUGCGCAUCUGUGCUCAGUGGGGAACGCAAGAAGUGUCCCAGUCACUGCAUAUCCUCUCUCAUUCAGCUCAAUCUAACCCAGAGCGGCCCGGCUCUGGAGGACUGCGACUGCGCCCUGGACCCGGUCUGCAGGAGCGCCAAACAAGCCAUCGAGCCGUGCCUUCCGCGGACCAGCACCAUGGGCUGCACCGAGGCCCGACAGCAGUGCGAAACGGACCUAUCGUGCAGCUCUGCCAUGGGGGAUUAUUUAUUUCACUGUCGAAAACUUUUCGGAGGGGAAAGGUGUUCGGAUGGGUGCCGCAAAGUCAUAGCCAAUAUGCGCACCAUACCAAAGGCGCAACAGCUAGACACUUGUGUGUGUGAUGGCACGGAGAGGAACAUAUGCGAGUACAUAAAAGUCAGCAUGAAAACUUUCUGCUCUGAUUCCAGCGACAGGUUCGCAGGAAGCGGCUUUUCAGAUUCCGAGGAGGAUUCUGACGACGAUUAUAUCGAUGAUUAUUAUCCAUCCUAUGUGGAAAACUCAAGCGACUCACCACAUUUUCAGUCUGUACUAAAUGUCGUGACCACCAUCUUGGUUUUAACCAAAUUUAUCUGAAAAGCUGCUGCCAUUAUGGCUUAGUGAAAUCACCUCACUAGCAUCUGUCUGCUUUGUUGUAAUCAGUCAUAUUUUAGUCCGUUAAAAUAACACUUUGGACCAGUAAGUUCUACCUAAACUUUGUGCUAUAGAUCUGCACAAACUGAUUGACUGUUUGAGGAUCAGAUCAAGGUUAUAACACAUGUAGCCUAUUAGUUAUAUUUCAUGUACACAUUCAAAAAUGUCUGACCAUGUUGAAGGAGCCUAUUUUUCUAUGUCAGCUAUAUAAAGCUAAAUUGUACAGUAUAUUGUAUGAAAUUAUUUUUGUCUAAAUAUUGGUUUAUUAUUGAUAAGAGAUUUGCACUGUAUGAAUAGAUGAGUCCCACUCUUUUACUACAUCAUGGCCACAGAGGAAGGAAAAAAACAGUCUAAAUGUCUUUAUAUUGUUGUUAUUCACCAUCAUGUUACUUGAUCAGAGGCAGGCUGUCAAAACUGCAUGUACAGAGUUUAUCCACAACUAAAACCAAAGUUGAUGUAAGUAAAUUUAUCUAAAUCCAAGGCCUGAUGAUGCAUCUGAGGAAAAUAGAAAGCUCUUAGCUCUUACACUUGACCUUGUAAACAUGGAUGUUUGCUUUAAGUAUAAAGUGUUAAUUCUCGAAAACUGUUCAAACACACAGAGGGAAAGGUAAACUUCUCCUCUCGGGGAUUUGCAGCACAAAUGGAGCGACGAAGUGUUUCGGUCAGUUUGUUUAUUCUCACCCCAUGUGUUUGUUAGAUGUCUUCACAAUGACAGACUGAGAAAUAAAAGAGGCCUGUGUUCGGUUGAGUGGAGAUUUUAAAGUGCCCAUUGUGAACACACUCCUCUGAAUUUACAUGCACAUU